CACUACUGGAAUCCAACCAGUUGAAAUGUGGCAUCCGUGUAUCUCGAACGGUGUGAUUCGUAGCUCCGUGUCGGUCGUACGUUUAUCGCGGUGAGCAGCAUGGCGGAUAAAAAAUGUACAGAAGAAGCGUAUCUGUAUGAGCUUCCAGAGUUAAAAUCCCACUUGGUACAAGUGGCGAAACGAGAACUUGGCGAAGAUGACCUUGUACGCCAGCAGUCUCUGGAACAGAUGCGAGCUUGGGUAGCCAAAAAUCAUCGCAUCAAAAACUGCAGAACAGAUGAUCGAUUUCUAUUGCGAUUUCUACGUGUCAAAAAGUUCUCGGUGUUUAGAGCAUGCGAAAUGCUAGAGAAGUACCUGAUAAUGAGGCAAACCUAUCCGAAAUGGUGUCAGAAUUUGGAUCCGCUCGACAAAGAUCUGCAAGAGUUGAUAAAUUACUGUGCCUUACUGCCGGUGGCGAGAGACAGCGAGGGUCGAAUAGUAUUAGUUGGAAUCGUGCGGAAUUUCAACGCCCAAAAGCACAAUUCCGAUUCUAUGAUUCGGUUGAAUAUGCUCGUUACGGAAUCGCUGUUCGAUGAUGAGGCCAAUCAAAUUGCCGGUUUCACACACCUGUUCGACAACAGUGAUAUGAGCAUGGCGCACGUGACCUGCUGGUCGAUGGACAACCUGACCGGAUAUCUACGCAGUGUCACUAAUAGCGUUCCGGCGCGUCUCAAGCAGAAUCAUUUCGUUAACGUUCCUGGCUUCGCCAGUCAAGUUAGUAAGUACUGCUUGACGUUUGCCAGUGAAAAGCUCAAGUCACGAAUUUACUGCCAUCGCAGUGUGGACGAAUUGCGACAAAAUAUAGACGUCAAAUUGCUACCAAAAGAAUACGGUGGGAUAAUCCCACUGCAAGAGCUGAACGAGCGUUUCAAGAAACAUCUGUUGCAAAAGCGAGAAAUGUUGCUGGCGCUGGACGAAAUGCAAAUACAGCUAGCGGAGCCAAGCCAUCGAAGUGUUGAUAUGGCGGAUGCUGGGGCAGUGGGCAGUUUUCGGAAGCUGCAAAUUGAUUGAAAGGUGUCACUAAUAUGGGUGCAAUGCUGCAUGCAAUUGUGUUAUUGCAAAAAUGAAAGCUGUGUUCCAAAACAAAAAGUUGCAGCUCCAACAGAACAUGUUGGAAUUUUUUGUUAAUUUAAUUCUUAACGAGACUAGACUUCGGUUCCAAUUUUUUUCCAGCUUCCGUAUAAUAAAUCAUUAAACACGUAUGUCACGACAUUUUCGAAAAAAAAAAUUCUCGUUGUAGUUGAAAUUUUAUAAAGUUUUGAUGAAUUCAGAUAAAAUGCAAAAAUGCCUUGUCCAGUUCUACCGUGGUCGGGUCAUUUCAUUUUUUUUACACAAUCUUCUUUAUUACAAGAGCUUACUAUGACAAUUUUUAAUUUGGUAAUUGACGUAUCAUAAUAGUAAUUAAAUUUUUGCCUUUCUCAUAUAGAAAGGUUAUGCAAUUACUGUAAAAACCGACUUUUGAACCGAAGCCCGGAGGGUUAGUUCGUCGAGUACGCAAAAUGUCUGUGUGUAUGUAACGUUUUUUUUCACUAACUUAGAUUCAAAUGAAAGGUCUUAAAGUCCCAUACAAAAUUCCUGAAUAUUAUUUGGAUCCGACUUUCGGUUCCAGAGUUAUGGGUUAAAUGUGCAAAAAAAAAAUGAAAAUAUGUGUUCUAACUUUUCUUAUAGAUGGCGCGACCGAUUUUCACAAAAUUAGAUUCACAUGAAAGGUCCUAUGGUCCCAUACGUAAUUCUUGAAUUUCAUCCUGAUUCGACUUUCGGAUCCGGAAAUAUAAGGUAAAGUGUGUUAACAAAUUUUAUACCAUCACUGAAAAGGGCGAAAACCCGUAAAAAGUUUUCUAAAUCGACCUCAAAUCUUUUCCAAUUGAUAGUCUUUAUCAGUAGACGGUCAAACAAACCGAUUUCGGUUAUUUUUUUAAGAAUAGAAGAAAAUUAUUUUGAAGAAUACAACAGUAUUAUAUAUGAUAGCAUGAUUGAUAUGAGAAAGGCAUCAUUACACCACUAGGUGGAUUAAAACAGGUUUUUGAAUAAUAUUUUUACGUUGCACGUCGAGUGCGCUAUGCCGGAAAUGUUAAAUAUCUUUCGAUCUAAUAAAGUCUCCAAUUUGCGGAAAUAAGUUGAAAACCCAGCUCAUACCUCUGUGUCAAACGUCAAAAUAUUGUUUGAACAAUUGAAUUAUUAUUAUAAUGAGUUAAUUGACAGACUAAAAAUUUUUAUAAUAGCUAUUUCAUAAGUUAUCUUUACGUUUUGUCUUAGACUUCGGUUCAACUUCAGAAAUAUUUCAUAAGCUCUUGUAACAAGGAAAAUUGUGUGAAAACCGGAAUUGAUCCGUCCAGUUGAACUGGAGAUAAUGAAUCCCAAAGACAAGGUCUUUUUGCAUUUUAUCAGAAUCCACACACUUCACAGAAUUCGGUAAUUUUUUACCGAAUUUUCAAUAGCUGAACGUUCGGUAAUUAAAUUGAUUACCGAUCGUUCGGUAAUAAAUUUUUUGCGGAAUUGUCAAACAACUACCGUACACUGUAAGCUAAACGGAUCUAAAGAAUGCUUCGGUAUUUUUUGUGAUAGUUUUCUUUUGGAUAAAAUUCUGAAUUUGAAUGCAAUUCGGAUUUAAAAAUCAAUACAAAUUUUCAACUUAGGAUUAGUUUGUUCGAAUUUGUCACAGAAACGAGUGAAGAAAAUUGGAAUCAGUCGUGGUAACGAUUUUAUUGCACUAUACAUCAAGGAAAAUUGAAAAAAAAAGUCGAGAAAAAAACCGAAAUUAUGAGCGCCUUCGAGAAUACUGUACAACCCGUCGAGUCCACCAGAUAUUACUCUCGAACCAUAUAAGCCAACACAUAUCGCAGCAAGUGGACAUAGUGAUAUGAAAUUAUUUUCUACCUAUGUAGGUCGGUAUGUUUUUAACCGUACUCGGCGACUAUUCUGAUUUACCGUAUGAAUUGUAAACCUAUCAAAAGAAUUUAGUAAUGAAAACUUGCAAGAAACUGAUCGUCAAAUUUACAUAACUUUUGUUAAACAAAAUCCGUGUACCGAAAUAUCGGUUAUUUCUAUUGAUUAUCGGAAGCUUUCGUCAAAAAAAUUACCGAACAACGGAGUCUAAGUGUGCAUAAAAGCUUUUAAUAAUUCCAACUACGACGAAAAACCUUUUUUUUUUUAAAUCCUGAUGCACGUGUUAACUAAAUUUAUGAGAAGACGCUACCAAAAAAUUUAUGAUUUUUAAAUUCAAAAAUAGUAUUUUCUUGAAAUCCAUUCGAUUUGUAAAAAAAUGUCCAAAAUAUAUAAACCGGUCAUUGCAACCAACAAAUAGUUUGCUUCCGUAUUUCAACGAUUUCGUGUUUAGAAGAAUUGUUUUUCUACGUGUAAAUUGAAAGCAACGUAUGCUCUACUAUGAUACUUUCAAGAAUGAAUACUAACUUCAUCGUUUGUUCUGAAGCAAAAGAGCAUGUUUCAAGUAAAUCGAGAGCUCGAUUAAAAAUCAGCUUUUUAUAUGUACAGUUUCCUGUUUAUAGUUUUAGUAGGAUGCAUCAGUGAUCCUAAGUUAGCUUUUUGGUAAAGUGUUGCUUUACAAAAUAUUCCUCCAUCUUUAUCUUUUAUGUUGUUCUGAAGAUGACGAAAUAUUCCUUCUAAACGAUGAUGCUAUCUUCAAUUGAACCGAUUCGCUCUUUAUAUUAGUUACUAAGUUAGUAUAUAAGUUACUUUCCCCCAAGUAGGUUUACAAUUUUACAAUUUACAAUCACAGAAUUGCAGAAUCAAAUGAUGUCCUAAUGGCAAUAACUAAAUCAUGUACACAAUAGGGCCACCACAUCUGUUCAGUCAGAACUAUUUAAAUUUGGUUCAUAUUGAAAUAAACAAUACAUUCAAAAUAAA
Molecule: messenger RNA, 3903 nt
Organism: Malaya genurostris
Lineage: Eukaryota; Metazoa; Arthropoda; Insecta; Diptera; Culicidae
Product: retinaldehyde-binding protein 1-like
Exons: 2
Coding region: 100-1050 (316 amino acids)
Cellular component (GO): membrane
Molecular function (GO): phosphatidylinositol bisphosphate binding
Source: RefSeq, a predicted model, not a curated record